CUUGCUCAGAUUCUGGCGUUACGUUGGCUGCCUAGUCAUGUCUACUGAUUCCGCAAACAUCGGUUGGCGUCUACAGCUGUUCACUGGAUUUUUCACGCCAUUACAAGUCAUCGCAGUAGGCCUGCGCUUUUACGCCCGCUGGCUGGUUGUGGGGCAGAGCCAUCCGCUCGAAGAUGCACUUGUCGUAGUCGCUUUAGUAUCGCAGCUCAUACUGGGUGCUGUGGGUCUAGCUUCAGUCACCUUUGCAGGCGUCGGGCAGCAUCUUGCCUACCUUGAAGAGCAUGAGCCUGAGAAAGUACUCAACUGGGGGAGGUACCUCCUUACUCUCGCGACACUGUACUUCGUCGAUGUCAACAUUCCCAAACUAGCUGUCCUGGCGCUUUACAGGCGAUUGUUCCCACAAAGAACAGCACGAAUUACGGUCUACAUUAUAGCUGGGAUUCUUAUCGCUGGAUCGAUCGCAAAUACGAUCGUCUCUUUGGCCGCCUGCAAACCUUUCGCGGCGAAUUUCAACCCCGCGCUACCAGGUGCGAAGUGCAUCGAUAAAGAAGCGUUCUACGUCUGGACGAGUGUGCCAAAUAUCGCGACAGACGUGGUCAUGCUCGCGCUUCCAUUGCCCAUUGUCUGGAGCCUACACAACACGAAACGCAUAAAGGUUGCUUUGACAUUCACAUUCUUAGUUGGCAGUCUCGGACUCGUUGCCUCAAUAUUACGCUUUCACACAUUCUUCGUCACGAACUCAUUCACGGACGGAACUUACGAUGCGGUCGAACUCAUUAUCUGGACGGUCGCCGAGCCCGGGAUUUACCUAAUAUCGGCAUGUCUCCUUACUUAUAGACCACUUCUCGAACGCGUCGGUAAAUCCAGACUUUUCGGAAGCUUCAGAACAAGCGUGAAGAGCUCUAAUCCAUCCGGCUACGGUCCCGGAAAGCGAGACGGGCCAAUUGAUGGAGGUGGCGUCCCACUCCGAAACGUUAAGAGAAUGGGCAAUGGCUUCACGGAAAUAGACGAUGACGAUUCAAGUGGCAAUGUGCACAUAUUGAGGGCGAGUUCAGAGAGGAACAUUCCAGGCUCGCCAGUGUCAGGACCAGGUGGGAUUACUGUGACGACCGAGAUUCAAAAUUCGUGGGCCGCAAAGUGACUCAGCGCAACAUAGGAUAGACAAUAGACGCCUCUUGGCCGGUAAUUUGCAUGCGAGACCCCUU
Molecule: messenger RNA, 1205 nt
Organism: Paraphaeosphaeria sporulosa
Lineage: Eukaryota; Fungi; Ascomycota; Dothideomycetes; Pleosporales; Didymosphaeriaceae
Exons: 3
Coding region: 38-1141 (367 amino acids)
Source: RefSeq, a predicted model, not a curated record